Messenger RNA from Adineta ricciae, 2742 nucleotides. The record is from the annotation of a GenBank genome assembly. NCBI's taxonomy places the organism in Eukaryota, Metazoa, Rotifera, Eurotatoria, Adinetida, Adinetidae.
AUGGUACCAAUUAAUCAGACGUCAUUGUCAUCAUCAUCAUUGUCGCGAACAUUAAUACCAAUUAAUGUCGAAACAUUAGCUGGAACGUCAUUUGAGUUAUUCGUUUCACCUUACGAACAAAUUCAAUCAAUCAAACAGAAAAUCGAACGACGAGAAUGCAUACCAAGUUCGCAUCAACAUUUAGUUUUCAAAUCGAAUGAACUUGAAGAUGAACUAUGUUUGAACGAUUACAAUAUCGAAGCUGGUACGACCAUCAAACUUGUCUUAGCCAUGCGCGGUGGACCUGUUAAUACAAAACGUGUCCCGAUCGAAGAUAAUCUCAUCCGAGAUAUGUCUGAAUUCAUUGAAAAUAGUCGAGAUGAUUGUGAUUUAAUCCCAUCAUCGUCAUCAUCGAACAAAAACGUUACAUUUCUUGUCUUACGUGAUGGUGAUCAGUUCAAUUUUUUUCAAGUUAUCGAUCGAGGUGAUGGAACACUCUCGCCUCUAUCAACUUCGAUGNGUGGACCUGUUAAUACAAAACGUGUCCCGAUCGAAGAUAAUCUCAUCCGAGAUAUGUCUGAAUUCAUUGAAAAUAGUCGAGAUGAUUGUGAUUUAAUCCCAUCAUCGUCAUCAUCGAACAAAAACGUUACAUUUCUUGUCUUACGUGAUGGUGAUCAGUUCAAUUUUUUUCAAGUUAUCGAUCGAGGUGAUGGAACACUCUCGCCUCUAUCAACUUCGAUGAGUGCAGCACCUAUGUACAAUACUCAUGAGGCGUUGACGAUGGGAUCCGAAUCCGAAUACAAUCAAAAGCGGCAGGACGAUGACCGGAAAACAAAACAGAAAAUGGACCUAAUUCGAUCAAAACUAAAAACGCACGCACGAAAAGAUAUUCUUCUUCCACCUCGACCACCUUCUACCUCCAAGUCAACGAAGUCAAAUCUAAUACAGUAUCAUCAUCGUCGAACGAUUCCAAUAGAAGCUACAUCAACUGUCACACCAGCAUUGAAGCAAACACAGAUUCGCUCGUUGUCUUAUUCAUUUUCUACGAAUAUUUUUAAUCCGUAUAAUUUAUUAUCAACAGCAAACAUCAAUCGAACGAAUUUGUUGCACGAGGAGGACAGCGAAGAUGACGAUGAUAGUCAAGAUGAAGACGACGACGACGACGAUGAUGACGAUGAUGAUGAUCAUGCCAAUGAUCGGAAAUUAACAGCAAGACAGAUCUUCGCCGCAAGAUCAUUUUCACCACCGCUUUACUACCAGAAAAAACACCACCAUCACCACCACCACCACCAUCAUCAUCACCAUCACCAUACAACGAAAAAACUGUUCAAUCAGGAGACAGCAACGACAACGACAACCACGACCGAUGAUACAGCUGGUAGUAAUACUGCUCUGGUGGAUUACGUUCAUCGUAUGUCACCCACGAUACCAAUUGUAUCUACGUCAUCACCGAAGUAUUUCAACAAUUCCGAUGAACCGAUUAGCUCCGACGAGAAAAAUGAUUCAACAAAUGAAAUUCUCUAUCAGCACUCACAUACGUCUCCGACGCUCGAAUUAAUCGAUGACGAAACGAUCUCUUCAACAAACAUAACACGAAAACCGACAGCUGAUCUUCACAGUCGAAAUGAAACAUCACUGAGUAAGCCAACGUGGACAGAUGAUGAUGAACAGAUCAAUGUUUUCGAUGAGUACAUACCUGGUGAACGAACAUCAACAAGUCAGUCGAUGACACUCUCGCAGCAAAAUAACCCAACCGAAACGACAACAGUGUCGACAUUACCACAGCUAGUGAAAAAAUCGACCUUUCCCUCUACAACUCAACAAUUCUAUCAUCGUCAUAAACCGUCAAAUUUCGACCAGACUCAAUCGAAUAAAUCAGUACCACAACCGUUAGUACCUUUGAAAUUAGCGAAAUAUCGACGGAUAUCAUCGAAUGUACAUCUGUCAACACCGUUACAGCCUCAGACAUUGAUCGGUGCUACUACGACGAAUUCUUCCAAUGAACUCAUCAAUAGUAAUAAUAGUACAGAUCCUUUCAAUGAACAUUUGAUGCUUAACAAGCGAUUCGAAAUAUUGAAAACACCUGGCAAACAACAAUCAACGACUCCGCUUACUGCUUCUUCAUUGUCGAAUGCAACUUGUCCACUUGCACCGCCACCGCCUCCUCCUUCCAAACGACAUUUUGCUCAACAAAAUAUCAAACCUGUCGCUACGAACACAACGUCGUCUUCAUCUCUCAUACCCAUCGAUAGUACCAAAGUCACAAUCGAAACAAUUGGUUCCAAAACUGUCUCUGCUCUUCUUCGUCAAAAUGCUACUAUCGAACCUGUUGAUACUUCCCGAGGUGUUGGCAAACAUCUCGUAUCAUUGCUUACAACUGCAUCGAAAGAAACAAGUUCAACAAAAUCUAGUUAUAAACAACCGUCACGUGACGCAAUCGUCGACGAACGCUUCAAAUUGGAUUCGAAGUUAACCACUUCUCUUUCAUCGAAUGUCACCGCCACGACUAGUAACAGCAGUACAUGUAAUCCAAAUCGGUUACCUCCUGUCAUCAUCAAUCGUAAAUCGACAUCGAAAUGCUUUCUCUGCAAGAAGAAAACCGGAUUGGCGACAACAUACCAAUGCCGAUGCGGAAGUUCAUUUUGCAGCGAACAUCGAUAUCCGGAAGCUCAUGCUUGUGCAUUCGACUAUAAAGCGGAAGGCAAACGUUUGAUUGAACGAAAUAAUCCAUUGGUUACCGUUCCGAAGCUACCGAAGAUCUAA